Messenger RNA from Thalassophryne amazonica, 1449 nucleotides. It is a transcript of the gene apip, whose product is annotated as APAF1 interacting protein. The transcript is spliced from 8 exons. Gene Ontology annotation, molecular function: metal ion binding; methylthioribulose 1-phosphate dehydratase activity. The coding region runs from base 66 to 803 and encodes 245 amino acids. NCBI's taxonomy places the organism in Eukaryota, Metazoa, Chordata, Actinopteri, Batrachoidiformes, Batrachoididae. The record is from RefSeq and is a predicted model, not a curated record. Gene Ontology annotation, cellular component: cytoplasm.
CUAGCAGUGUUAGCUGUUGAGUUCGGACUACACUUUUAAGUAUUUGUCACAACAUAAGUGAAGAAAUGUCAUCUUUGUGCGGUUCCAGUAAUGGCUGGGAAGAUACAGGCCAAGAGUCUGCAGACAUGCAGGACAAGGAGCACCCUCGCGUUUUGAUCCCUGAGUUAUGCAGACUCUUCUAUCAGCUGGGGUGGGUAACAGGGACGGGUGGAGGGAUCAGCCUGCGAAGAGGAAACCACAUCUACAUUGCACCAUCAGGAGUCCAGAAAGAGAGAAUACAGCCUGAAGAUAUGUUUGUGUGCGAUGUGGAGGAGAGAGAUGUCAGCUGCCCGCCUGCCUGGAAGAAUCUGAAGAAGAGCCAGUGUACCCCGCUUUUUAUGAAUGCUUACACAAUGAGAGGAGCAGAAGCUGUUAUCCACACCCACUCCAAGGCUGCUGUCAUGGCAACGCUGCUGUAUCUUGGCAAAGAGUUCAGGAUUACACACCAGGAGAUGAUCAAGGGGAUUCGUAAAGGCACCUCGGGCACAAAUUAUCGCUAUGACGAGACCUUGGUUGUGCCCAUCAUUGAGAACACUCCAGAGGAGAGAGACUUAAAAGACUGGAUGGCUCGGGCAAUGGAGCAAUACCCAGAAUCAUGUGCAGUCCUGGUCCGCCGACACGGGGUCUACGUUUGGGGUGAAUCAUGGGAAAAAGCCAAGACCAUGUGCGAGUGCUACGACUACCUUUUUGACAUCGCGGUCCAGAUGAAGCGGUGCGGACUGGACCCUUCAGCCCUCCCCGCAGAAGAAAAGGAAAUACUCUGAAAUUACUGCAUUUGCUGUUUCAUGGCGUGCAAUCAAGAGAACAGAUUGUAAUCAUUUCCUUUUCAUAAUGUCCAGCUUUCAAAUCAGCUGAAAUUUGAAGGCAGGCGCCGACUUGCAGUUGAAGAAAAAACUGAGCUGAAGCCCUUGGCAGCACGCUGCAAAGCACUGUGGCAAAACUCACAAGUGAGCGGCUGUAAAAUCAGCAGCGCUUUCAAAUUAUUUCCUAUUCAAAUUCGAGUGAUCGUGGAGUGGUGGUCUGAACGUGCUGCACAUUUCUGCUGAUCUGCAACGAUGAUUAGCCACCUUAUGGAACAGGCAGGGAAAAUUGUGUAUUUUUUUUCUGUUUUGAAGAUGAACAUAAAUAAGUGAAAGUAAAUGAAGAGAAAGUAAAAAAGCUCUUUUUUGUUUUGUUUUUCAUCCAUUGCUAAUGAAUCCUCUGUUGCAGUCAUUACUCAUCGAAAACUUACCAACCACUGAAAAUAUUGUCCUGGUCGGAAUUAAUUCAACUUUAAGAACAUAAUUUAAUAUAUAUUCACAAUUUAAAUAAACACAAACAUAACCAGUUUUGGGUUAUCAAAAUAUUCAAUAAAAACAACAAAGGGAGGAAAAAAAUGUACAUGUGACACACAAAUCAUUUUUACAGCCU